AUGUUGCCCCAGGAUUCUGUCGGCCAGGUGACUCCAGUUGCGGCGCUGCACUGGUCGGCUCCUAGGCGUCGCUCUCUUUUUGGGGUGGAGUUACGGAGAUCUCUGGGGGAGCGGUUGGCACCAACUACAGAUCAGCACCUUCGACUGAGUGAGUGGGUUGCACCACAGUCCACCGAUUUGUCGAAUGGGGCGGCUAGCUGGUGGGACGAAGACGAGUUCGUCUUAUCCCAUCCCACCCCGGUUCCCACUCGACUGAUGGUGUAA
This is a messenger RNA of Peronospora matthiolae, 264 nucleotides long. Lineage: Eukaryota; Oomycota; Peronosporomycetes; Peronosporales; Peronosporaceae. The record is from the annotation of a GenBank genome assembly.